Messenger RNA from Penicillium chermesinum, 330 nucleotides. RefSeq lists its product as uncharacterized. Bases 1 to 330 code for a protein of 109 amino acids. The transcript is spliced from 2 exons. The record is from RefSeq and is a predicted model, not a curated record. NCBI's taxonomy places the organism in Eukaryota, Fungi, Ascomycota, Eurotiomycetes, Eurotiales, Aspergillaceae.
AUGUCUAGCAGAGAGACCUGGUCAAGAGAGGAGAUUGCAAUCCUCCUAUACUUCCGCUCGCGGUGUAUCAGCUACCGCUCGCUUUAUCUCCUUUUGCUACGACGGGGCUUCCACCGAACUCUGAAAGCUAUAGAGCGGAAAACCUGGGUCCUUGUGAGGCAAUGUCCACAACUGAAGUCGUCCACCGAUCAGUGGAAUCUAGGAGUGGUCGACUGCUGGAUUGACCGCCUGGUGGGGAGCCAUGAAGUUGUCAGCGGCUUGGUCCAUCUUGGCGCUGAAGACGCAGAAGUAAUAGCCUUGACUAUUGAAAGAACUGGCAAUGCUGAAUAA